AUGGAACCUAUCAUAACCGACCUCCGACGGAUUUCCAAGUACAAAGUUCGCUCCCAUGACACGUCCGAAAAUUCCCACAUCCCUCUCCUACAUUCACAAACCAAAGAUGCACCAGAAAACGGGCCUACAGUCGUCCUCAUCGGCGACUCCAUGCUUGAGCGUAUGCUCACGACCGGCAAGGGGGUCAACUUUGUCGAACCAUGGCCGUCACACGCCAUGUUGACUGACGACACGCUGGGUCGGGUCAAUCUCGGACGGGAGACGAAGCCGGAAGUCACCCGUCUGAACCGCGUUUUCAAUGCCGGUGUGGGGGGCGACAAGAUUCAAAAUGUUGCCUACCGCUUGGCUGGCACACCCGCCACGGAUGGCGGCGACGGGGAGGAGCAGGAGAAAUUAUUACCCGGCCUCUUGCCCAUGUUGGCAGCUUGUGGGACUGUUAAACUGUGGGUUGUUCAUAUGGGAGCGAACAACCUGAAUCCGAAGCGUGGGUUGUCGGCCACUGAUCUGGCAGCGCUGCAAACUCUCAUCUCGGCGUUGGGGCGUGUCAAUGAAGGAAAGAAUAAAGUUUUGGUCACGGGACUGACGCAUAGAAAGGACAUUUCGCGGGAGCUGGUUGUGGCGGCCAACGUGGGUAUCGAGACCAUGGUCAAGGGAUUGGACGCAGAGAUAGGGCCAGCGAGGGUCCUAUUUGCACGGGCACCGGCUGUUGAUACCGAAAAGCAUCUGGAUGACCAUGUGCAUCUUAACCUGGAGGGGUAUCGGCUAUGGGCCGAACAGUUGGUCGUCGAGGUUGUAGAUUCAUUGCAAGUUACAGCUUGA
Molecule: messenger RNA, 819 nt
Organism: Dichotomopilus funicola
Lineage: Eukaryota; Fungi; Ascomycota; Sordariomycetes; Sordariales; Chaetomiaceae
Product: SGNH hydrolase-type esterase domain-containing protein
Exons: 1
Coding region: 1-819 (272 amino acids)
Source: RefSeq, a predicted model, not a curated record